This is a messenger RNA of Raphanus sativus (radish), 996 nucleotides long. RefSeq names its product PLASMODESMATA CALLOSE-BINDING PROTEIN 1-like. The transcript is spliced from 4 exons. Bases 176 to 775 code for a protein of 199 amino acids. The record is from RefSeq and is a predicted model, not a curated record. NCBI's taxonomy places the organism in Eukaryota, Viridiplantae, Streptophyta, Magnoliopsida, Brassicales, Brassicaceae.
AGCUAAGUUCUUUAAUGAUGCAAAAAAGCACUCAAAAGGGUUUUGAGAAGAGACAAAGGAGGGUACACACCACACCACUCUCUCUCUUGUGUUCUCUCCACUUUCUCUUCUUCUUGCUCUCUAGAGAUCUCUCUAUCUCUAUCUCCACACUGUGACAUUUUCUCUGAACGCAUCUAUGGCUGCUCUGGUUCUCUCACUUCUCCUUCUAGUUCUAGCCAUGGCUGACCAUUCUAGUGCCUCAUGGUGUGUGUGCAAAGGCCUGAGUGAUAAUGUGUUACAGAAGACCAUAGACUAUGCUUGUGGAAAUGGAGCAGACUGUAACCCCAUUCACCCAAAAGCACCUUGCUUUAACCCUGACAAUGUUAGGUCUCACUGCAACUAUGCAGUCAACAGCUUCUUCCAAAAGAAGCGUCAAGCUUCAGGCACUUGUGAUUUCAGUGGCACUGCCACUCCUACUAACUCCGAUCCAAGUUAUUCAGGAUGUACCUUCCCUACUAGUGCCAGUGGCUCUGGAGGCAGCACAACAGUGACACCUGGGACAACCAAUCCAAAAGGCAGCUCAAGCACCACCACACUUCCUGGUGGCAACAGUCCUUAUUCAGGAACCUCAACCAAUGGAGUUUUUGGGAACAAUAGCACAGGAGCCAACGGGACAGGAGUUAACCCGGACUACACGACGGAAAGCAGCGCGUUUGGUCUCAAGAACUCAAGCAAACUGCUCACCUUCCUUGUCUUGAUCGCUUCGAGUGGAUUCUGUUCUUUCUUGAUGCUCUAAGGAUGUUCAUGUUCCCCUGGUUUUGUUGUUGCAACUUAUUGUAUUAAGGACAUUGGUCUAGCUUAGUUGGUAAUCUAUCUGUCUGUGUGUUCUGAGUCUCUCUCUCUAUGUUAUGUUCUUGUUGUAAGAAGAUUUCAGCUCUUGCUUGUACUCUUACCACGUGAUGGUUUCUGGUAGAUUUGAUCGUAGUUAAAAACUUAUAUAUAAAUGUAUCUUGUCUC